Messenger RNA from Melanaphis sacchari, 1913 nucleotides. Its product is annotated as dymeclin. The record is from RefSeq and is a predicted model, not a curated record. The transcript has 12 exons. NCBI's taxonomy places the organism in Eukaryota, Metazoa, Arthropoda, Insecta, Hemiptera, Aphididae. The coding region runs from base 26 to 1891 and encodes 621 amino acids. Gene Ontology annotation, biological process: Golgi organization. Gene Ontology annotation, cellular component: Golgi apparatus.
GGUGCACCCUACAGCCAACGCAAUCAUGGGCGCCGGAUCGAGUCACGGCGAACUGGCCGACAACGACUGUCUGCUGCGGUUGGCCGGCGAGCUGGAGAUCACGAUAGACGACCCGUUCUGGGACACGUUCCUAACCUUCUCGUUAAACCCUCCAACCUGUAGUCAAGACGACAAGAUGUUGACCGAUCGCCUUAAGAGCAUCUGCGAAUCGCUGGUUGUUAACAACAGAAAUACUUCCAAUUUCAAGACGUUAAUCAGACUGCUGUUGGAUAAAGCCGAUUUCCAAAAGCUAGAAGCUGAAGAAAACAAUAUUCUACGGUGGCAAGUGUUCAAUGGAUUGUUUAUAGCUAGGUAUUUCCUAAAAUAUCUUGUUCAAAACUCUAAAGAAAUCGAGAUUAUCAAUCAAUUCGAGUUACAAACCGAUGGAAUCGAAGUAGCAUUAGGUGAUCGGAAAGAGUAUGCUGUUCCAGAAGAUUUAAAUGAAACGACAUCAUUCAAGUUUAUAUCACUUUUAGUUAAGAUUGUUUCUGAAUUAAAAGUAACGGAUUCUACUUAUUCAAUUCACAUAGAGAGUUUAAAUUGUAUUAUAGUUAUUUUGUCUAUUCAAAUGUAUACCAUUCAACCGUCUAGUAGUCUUAUCAUAUAUAGAAUAUUCAUGGAAAAUAUUGAUGCUGUAAAAUUGUCAAAAGCAUUAUUACAAAGGUAUACAGAGCAAAUUAAGCCACCCGUAUUGUCAGGAGGUGGCAUUUUCUAUGGAUUAGCUUCAAACUUAUGGAAUAUACUGACACUGAGUACUAAUGUCCCUGUCCAAACAAAUCAGAGUCCAUUAAGUUCAUUGUCAAUCAGUGUGUUGUUAAUAUUAAUUAAUCACUGCACAUCACCACCUCCUCCAAAAGGAAAUCCAUAUCGUACCUGUAUUUCUUCGCUAUCAGAUAAUCUUGUAGUUAUAUAUCAAUUUUUGGGUGAUAAUCCAGAUGCUCCAUUAAGCGAAGAAAAGACUUUAUUAUUGUACCAUUUGAUACAUUGUAACCCUAGUUUUAAAUCAUUUCUUUUGGCUCGUACUGAUAUUGAAGUAGUGUUGAUUCCACUUUUGAGAACAAUUUACAAUACACAGAGUAGUCGAUUUCAACAUAUGUACAUGGCCCUUAUUGUACUGCUGAUACUGACUGAAGAUCAACUCUUCAACAAAACCGUCCAUAGUAUUUUACUAAAAGGUGCUACUUGGUAUCAAGAAAGAGUGGUAUCCGAAAUUUCUCUGGGAGGUCUUAUUAUUUUGGUCACUACAAGAACAGCUCAAUAUAAUUUGCUGAAAAUGAGAGAUAAAUACUUACACAUUAAUUGUUUUGCUGCAUUAGCAAACAUGUCAUCACAAUUCAAUCAGUUGCAUCCGUAUGUUUGUCAAAGAAUGUUGAGUCUAUAUGAGGUGCUAUCAAAAACGUUUUUGAGAAGUCCAAACCAAGAUAUGAGUGCCAUUGAUGAAGCAUUGCGUAUAGUUUUAGAAGUGAUAAAUUCAUGUUUAUCAAAUCAAUUGAUACACAACCCCAAUUUAGUGUAUGCUCUUCUCUACCAACGCAAGGUGUUUGAACCACUGAAGAGCCAUGAAGCAUUCCAUGACGUCAUCCAGAACAUAGAUAUGGUUAUAACAUUCUUUUCGGCAAAACUCGAACGUGAAGAAGAAUUAUUAAAUUCAUCUGAUGUAAAUACUAUGUUGUCUCGAGUGCAACAUUGGUCCCUUCAAUGGCCCAGAGAUCUUAUGAAGAAAUUCCCAGAUCUUAAAUUCAAAUAUGUGGAGGAAGAGAAACCUGAAGAAUUUUUUGGUCCAUAUGUUUGGUCAUUGGUGAACAUAUUAUCUGGUAUUAAUUUUGAAUCAACUCUCUAUAAAUUAAAUUAAUUGACAAUAAUGUAAAUCUUAA